Molecule: messenger RNA, 3105 nt
Organism: Xenopus tropicalis (tropical clawed frog)
Lineage: Eukaryota; Metazoa; Chordata; Amphibia; Anura; Pipidae
Gene: caprin1
Product: cell cycle associated protein 1
Exons: 19
Coding region: 302-2344 (680 amino acids)
Cellular component (GO): cytoplasm
Source: RefSeq, a predicted model, not a curated record
CGCACACAUUUGGACAGGUUUGCCUAUUUAGAUGAAAGUGUAAGCACUACCCCGUUUCUGAGAGAAAGAAAAGCAGUUCGUGUGAGGUUUGGUUGCGCUACGGAGAAAGUAAGGAGUCGGCUGGAAUCAGGCACUUGGGAGGGCAGCCCGGUACGAGGGCCCUGCGAGUGUAAAAUCCCUCCGCUUCCUGUGUCUCGGCCUCAUUAGCUCGGUGCGGCGGGUAGUGGCGGAGUGGCAGCGACUCCUCUUUAAGAUCACACAGCGACCAGCGCUCAAGCCCUGUACCGGCAGACACUGAAAGAUGCCCUCAGCCACCAGCAGCAAAGCGGUGCCGGGCUCCAGUGAUGCAGCUCCCGGCACGUGCAACAUGCAGAGCGAAGCCAUGAAGCAGAUCUUGGGGAUCAUCGAUAAGAAGCUGCGAAAUCUGGAAAAGAAAAAGGGCAAGCUGGACGACUACCAGGAUCGGCUAAACAAGGGAGAACGCUUAAAUCAGGACCAAAUGGAUGCAGUGACAAAACAUCAAGAAGUGGUGAUCAGCAUGGAAUUUGCCCGUGAACUGCAAAGGAAUUUCAUGGCAUUGGGUCAAGAUAUCCAGAAAACCACCAAGAAAGCCGCCCGCCGCGAGCAGCUCAUGCGGGAAGAAGCCGAACAGAAGCGCUUAAAGACAGUGCUGGAGUUCCAGUUUGCUCUGGAUAAACUGGGGGAUGAGGAAGUGCGUAACGACUUAAAGCAAGGGUUAAAUGGGGUCCCUGUGGUGUCGGAGGAGGAGCUGACACUACUGGAUGAGUUCUACAAGCUGGUGGAUCCUGACAGAGACACAUCUGUGAGGCUAAGUGACCAAUACGAGCAGGCCUCCAUUCACCUGUGGGAUGUGCUGGAUAGCAAGGAGAAAGCGGUGUGUGGGACUACAUACAAAAAUCUGAAGGAUCUAUUGGAACGAAUUCUCCAGAGUGGUUACUUUGACAGCGCACAAAACCAUCAGAACGGUCUUUGUGAGGAGGAGGAACCACUUGCAGCACCACCACCUGCAGAAGAACAAGCCCCAGAACUUGAACCAGAACCUGUAGAAGAAUACACUGAGCCCAGUGAAGUGGAGUCCACCGAGUUUGUCAACCGACAGUUCAUGACAGAGGCUCAGUACAGCGGCAGUGAGAAGGAGCAAGUGGAUGAAUGGACGGUAGAAACAGUUGAAGUUGUAAACUCACUCCAGCAAGCAGCAACCCCGCCUGUCCCCGAACCCCUCGCAUUAAACGCUAUUGCCCAAGUCCAGCCCGACCCCAUUGUCAGGAGGCAGAGGGUCCAAGACCUGAUGGCCCAAAUGCAGGGUCCAUACAACUUCAUGCAGGACUCUAUGCUGGAGUUUGAGAGCCAAGCGAUGGACCCAGCUAUUGUAUCUGCACAGCCCAUGAACCCAUCUCAAAGCAUGGACCUACCACAGAUGUUGUGCCCCCCCGUGCAUUCUGAGCCCAGGCAGUCCCAGCCCAGCCAAGUUCCGGACACCACACAGGUUGCACUGGUGUCUUCCACAAGUGAAGGCUACACAGGUUCCCCGCAGUUAUACCAGGCUUCUCACCCCACAGAAGCACGAACCCCUAAAGACGCCAUAGAGCAGAUUCAGGCAUCGCUGUCCUUAAACACAGACCCAACGCAGACCUCGUCGUCUAUUCCUGCUGCUUCCCAACCUCAGGUGUUCCAGACCGGGUCCAACAAACCUCUGCACAGCAGUGGUAUCAACGUUAAUGCUGCUCCAUUCCAAUCAAUGCAGACUGUUUUCAAUAUGAAUGCACCUGUCCCUCCUGUGAAUGAGCCAGAAACACUGAAACAGAACCAAUACCAGGCCAGUUACAACCAGACCUUCCCUGGCCAACCUCAUCAAGUGGAACAAACAGAACUUCAACCAGAGCAGCUACAACCAGUUGUAAACACUUACCAUGCAACGUCAGACCAGAGCCAUCAAGCGCCCUCGGGGCACCAGCAGCCCGCACAGCAAAACACUGGGUUCCCACGGAACAGCCAGCCUUUCUACAACAACCGAGGGAUGGCCCGAGGAGGUCAGCGAGGUAACCGGGGCAUGAUGAACGGCUACAGAGGCCAGUCAAAUGGCUUUAGAGGAGGAUAUGAUGGCUACCGUACUGCUUUCCCCAACACUCCAAACAGCGGUUACCCCCAGGCACAGUUUAAUGCUCCACGUGACUACAGCAACAACUAUCAGCGGGACGGAUACCAACAAAACUUUAAGCGCGGUGCCGGACAGGGAGGUCCUCGGGUCGCCCCUCGAGGUCGCGGAGGGCCGGCCCGCCCCAGCCGAGGCAUGCCGCAGAUGAGCCCCCAGCAAGUCAAUUAACCUCCCCCCGCCGGAUGAAGCCUUGCUCAGGGGCUCUUGUGAAUAUUUUUCAGUUCCCUGCCCGAUACUGAAGAGGCCUGAAUUUUAUUGCCUGGUUAUUAGCCAAGACUCCACUCGUCUGCUUUCUAUGAACUGGAUAUGCCAAGAAGCCAUCUCUCUGGUUAUGAAGGAGCAGCACGGACUCUCUUGUGUCUCUUUAAACUGUUACUGCUGAACCAACCACUUGGGGUGUGACAAUAGUUUUACGUAGGACAAUAUGAGCCAUUAUCCUAGUCUUCAAGCCCCCCCCCCCCCCCCCCCCCAGCAGUCACUAGAUCUCAUUCUGUGGCCAUUAUCCAGUACCUUUACCCAUGUCUGCACUUUAUUGGUGACUCAUAAUGGAUUUUAGACAGUGGGGGAUUGUUUACCCUUUAAUAUCAGCCUCUUUCUAGAUUGGCCUUUUUCUUUUAUAGAUUCGCGCAUCCGUUUUUAUACGUAUCCCCUGCGCUAAUAUUACUGUGAAUUGUAUGAAGGGAGGGAACAUGUUUAAUCCUUGUUGGUUUCUUGGACCUAAAGAAGAGCAUUUUUUUUUUUUUUUUGUUGUAAGAUCCGCUUGGGAGCCUGCUGUUGGAUGUGGAGAUUUAUUUUAACCCUUGUUGUUACCAGUUCUACAUACACCACUGUCAUUAGCUCAUACAGGGAGGGAGAGCAGUAGUCUGGCAAAAGAAUGGAUCUUCCCCACUUCUUCCCCGUUAAAAAUAAAAACCUGUUUAUAAAAAGUG